GCGGGAUAUAUCAAGCAGCGCGUGAAGCGCAAGGAUCUCACUGACAGCUUUCAUCUCUGACUGAAAAUACCAAAGGAAUUCGACCGCUGCCCCCGAAAUCUCGCUUUCAUGACUCGAAUCUUAUUUUUUUGUAAAGUUUAAGUGCGUCAUACGCCUCUUAACAAAUGUUUUAGUUUAUUUUCUACAGAAAUAACGAUCGUUUGUUAUCUGAGGCGAACUGACGCACGCGCGAGUUUAUCAGGAGGCGUCAAAUGCGAGCGUCGUUUAUUCUCGAGGCGUCAAAUGCGAGCGUCGUAUAGUUGGAUUUCGCACUUGAGCGCACAGUUUUGCGGUACUAUUAUAUUAUGGUGAUCCGUGGAAGCAUGUGAAGCUGUCAUAUUCCAGGAAUGGAUCUCCAAAAGGUGCCCAAAAACUACAGGUUUCGCAUUAAACUGCAGACUCUAUCUUCAUAAGCCUUUUCCCGGUGAAUAAACACUACAGAACACUGCCAAAAUGGACACGAAAUGGACGUUUAUGCACAAUUCCAACAUGUCCCUCCCUGACCGCCUGCUCAAUGAUAGUUUCUUCCCCGGGAACGAGUCUGACUUUGGCCUGGAGAUUUACCCUCACAAUAGCACCCACCCUGGCUUCGACCAAACCAGCUCGGCAGUCAUCACGUUUGUGUACUUCGUCGUCUGCGCGGUGGGGCUCUGUGGGAACGCCCUGGUCAUUUACGUCAUCCUGCGCUACGCCAAGAUGAAGACCGUCACGAACAUCUACAUUCUGAACCUGGCCGUGGCGGAUGUCCUGUGCAUGCUGAGCUUGCCUUUCAUCGCCAUUCAGCUCUCGCUGCUCCACUGGCCCUUUGGAUCGGCGAUAUGCCGCGUCGUCCUAACCGUGGACUCCAUGAACCAGUUCACCAGCAUCUUCUUUCUGACGGUCAUGAGCUUCGAUCGAUACUUGGCCGUGGUGCAUCCGAUCAAAUCCACCAAAUGGCGAAAGCCGCGCAUGGCCAAAACCAUCAGUCUGGCCAUGUGGGGCGUCUCUCUGCUGGUUAACCUGCCAAUUAUGAUCUACAGCGGUGUGAACACUAAAAGGAACGAGGCCCGGACUUGUACCAUGUUGUGGCCGGAGCCACAGAACACCUACUACACCGCUUUCAUCUUCUACACCUUCUUCUUGGGGUUUUUCUUACCACUGAUAGUCAUCUCCAUGUGCUACCUGCUGAUCGUCAUAAAGGUGAAAUCCUCCGGCAUGCGAGUCGGCUCCACCAAACGAAAGCGCUCUGAGCGGAAAGUCACCCGUAUGGUGUCUAUCGUAGUAGUUGUGUUCAUCUUAUGCUGGUUACCUUUCUACGUAUUCAACGUGACCUCUGUGACCGGAACCGUUCCCACCACAACUGUGCUGAAGAGCACCUUUGACUUCGUGGUGGUGCUGGGUUAUGCCAACAGCUGCGCCAACCCCAUCCUCUACGCCUUCUUGUCGGACAACUUCAAGAAGAGCUUCCAAAACGUCCUGUGUCUUAAAAGAGUCGGCGGCUUGGAUGAGAUCGAGCGCAGCGACAGUCGACAGGACAGGACUCGAAUGGUUAACGACGUCAUGACGGAAACGCAUAACGCUGCGCUGCUCAACGGAGACCUUCAAACCAGCAUCUGAGGAGAUAAAAGUCUGCUGAGAUUAGAUGUUACAUGAAAGUGGUCCACUGAAAGUCUCAGAUUACAUGCGCUGGGAGAGAUUUAGUAUUUAAGAACAACAAUAAAUACCUAAACGCAACCCAAACCACAUUUUUUGGGUGAGCUCGAUCUGACUGAUCUGAUGUAUUUAAGCGAUGAGCAAACGAAUGUCAUUUACUUUAAAUAACUCUCGUUGCUUUGUUCGGUGUUACUGUCUGAAGAAAUUCUAAAGCUGUUGUGUUAUUAUGAGUGUAUGUUCAGUGCCAAAAUUGUCUUUAAAGUUCAAAGACAAGUCAUGGCCUUCACUGGAUAAACAUGAUUUCAUUCUGUUUGUGGAAACGGCUUGUUAGAUGCUUCUUAUUAUUCAAGGCUUUUUGUGACGAUGAAUACAAGACGAGUACUCGACAAGGCCACAUCGCUGAAUAGAAAAGGUCUCCGAAAUCUAAACAAAGAUGUACAUUUCUGUGGCAUAUUUAUUUGUUGUUAUACUUAGAAUAUCUUGUUUACAUAUAUUGUAAUAUUUCGCCUGUUUGGUAUUAUUU
Molecule: messenger RNA, 2194 nt
Organism: Sinocyclocheilus anshuiensis
Lineage: Eukaryota; Metazoa; Chordata; Actinopteri; Cypriniformes; Cyprinidae
Product: somatostatin receptor type 2-like
Exons: 2
Coding region: 493-1635 (380 amino acids)
Biological process (GO): cell surface receptor signaling pathway; neuropeptide signaling pathway; cellular response to estradiol stimulus
Cellular component (GO): plasma membrane; neuron projection
Molecular function (GO): somatostatin receptor activity; neuropeptide binding
Source: RefSeq, a predicted model, not a curated record